AUGAAGGUGUCCCCAACUUUGCCAGGACCCCCCUGGACACCCCAAGACAACUUUGGGACGUCUCCAGACCCUUCCAGAAGACAACAGGACCCUUUGAACCCACCUGAAGACCCCCUGAAUCCUACAGGAUCAUUCUGGGACAUCCGCAGUGCCCCCCAUCCCACUGCUCCCCCUGACCACAUAGCCCCCCCCUCACCUUGCAGCCUUCAUGGCGGGGGUCUCCCCUUCACCCCGCUGGGGGUGGGCAGUGGUGGGGGGUGCUUUCCUGCAGGCAGGGCUGGUGUUGGGGGACUGCGGGCACUGGGGCUGUGCCUGGGGGCACUGGGGGGGUCUUUUGGGGCACAGGCGGGGGCCGUGGCCUGGGUGGGCUCUGCUGCCAUCGCCUCGCUGCAGCUGGGGGGGCCUUUGGGCAGCGCUCUGAGCACCCGCUAUGGCGCCCGCCCCGUGGUCAUGGCCGGGGGCUUCCUGGCAGGGAUGGGUUUCCUCCUGGGGGCUUUUGCCACCCGCCUGUCCCACCUCUACCUCAGCGUGGGGCUGCUGGCAGGUCUGGGCUGGGCGUUGGUCUUCACCCCUUCCCUGGGGGCCGUGAGCCGCUAUUUCCCAACGCGCCGCGCAAUGGCCACCGGUUUGGCCAUGGCAGGUGCCAGCGUCGUGGGACUGGCCCUGGGGCCACUCAUCCCACUCCUGCUGGAUGCCUACGGCUGGCGGGGGUCUCUGCUCCUCUUGGCUGCCCUCUCCUUUAACCUGAUGGUGGCCGGCGCCUUGCUCCGCCCCUUGGAUGUCCCCAUCGAGUCCCCACGGCCACCACCACCACGUGGCCAAGCUGGGUUGCGUGGAUUGCUCCAUCACGGCCCCUUCCUCCGCUACGCCUUGGCUUUCGUGCUGGUAGAUGCUGGCUACUACGUGCCCCACGUCCACGGGCCAGCCCGUGCCCAAGAAGUGGGGUGUGAUGAACAACGUGCCGGGCUGGUGAUGGCGGUGACGGCGGUGGCCGAUGGUGUUGGGCGAGUGGUGGCUGGUUUGCUGGCCGCCCGCCCCACCGCCUCCUUGCUCCGUCACCUCUUCGCUUGGUCCGUGCUGACGGGCUUGGCGUUGCUGCUCCUCCCUUUGGGGACUUCCUUUGGGGGUCUGACAGCUUUGGCUUUGGCUUACGGGUUCUGCGCCGGUGCCAUCGUUCCGCUCCAGUUCACCGGUGUGGCCGAGGUGGUGGGAGCAGGGCGGUUGCUGCACGCCAUCGGCCUCAUGCAGAUGUUUGAAAGCGUCGGGUCGCUGCUGGGAGCACCUUUUGCUGGUUGGCUGCGGGACCUGACUGGGGACUUCAAGGUCUCCUUCCUCGCUGCUGGUGCCUUCCUCCUGGCUGGGAGCCUCCUCAUCCUCACCCUCCCCAGCUUCUUCCGCACUUCCCAGAGCGAUGGCAGUAGCAUAGAGGGGGUUCUUGAUCCGGUACCUAAAGGCCUUGAGCUCUCUUCAGUUCCUCUCUCACCACCCAAUUAAACCAAUUAAAUCCUCAUCUCCCACAAAGCUUGGCCUGGGCUGUGUCUCUCCAUCUGUACCCUUGGUGGAGGGGGGAGGGAGGUUUGGUUCUAGGUUACCCAACCAGAACUCAUUUGAGAUUGCAGCUUUGGGGGUGUGGUUUGAGGUAACUCAACCAGGACACAUUUGAGACAGCAGAUUUGGGGGUUUGGUUCUAAGCAACCCAGUGAGAACCCAUCUGAGACAGCAAAUUUGAGGAUUUGGUUCUAGGUAUCCCAACCAGAACCCAUUUGAGACAGCAGAUUUGAAGGGGUAGGGGUGGCUCUAGAUGACACAUUCACUGCCAU
This is a messenger RNA of Phasianus colchicus (ring-necked pheasant), 1820 nucleotides long. RefSeq names its product monocarboxylate transporter 13-like. Gene Ontology annotation, molecular function: monocarboxylic acid transmembrane transporter activity. The record is from RefSeq and is a predicted model, not a curated record. NCBI's taxonomy places the organism in Eukaryota, Metazoa, Chordata, Aves, Galliformes, Phasianidae. Gene Ontology annotation, biological process: transmembrane transport; monocarboxylic acid transport.